CCAUAUUUCUCGGCUAUGGAGGACUUCACACUGGCAUUUCAACUUCUGAAGCACUCUCUGUCUCAAUCCAAGUUACAACUUUUCCCACAGGCGUGGCUCCAAUGCGAUAACUCUAUCCAAAUUGUGGGUUUAACAGAAUCUUUGAAAAAGAUGCUUUCUUGUCCGCCAUACCAAUGCCUUCCAUUUGCUUCCCCAAACCUCCUCCGUCGCAACCCUUCAGCUUCCACCGCUUGCCUCCAUGACCCAACCCCACAACCCCCACAACUUAAUCCUCGGAGCCACAACUCCAAGUCCACCGCCCUCCUCCACCACCUCACUCACUCUCACUCUCACUCCAACCAUCCAAACCCAAAACAAGAGGACCUCCAAUACCCCAACUUGUCUGCAGAAGACAAAGCCAAGAUUUUGGAACUUUCCCUUGUCCGCAAAAGGACUCCUCAGUUUCCCGGCUCCAUCUACGUUCAGUCCCCCGGCGAUGCUGACGUGGGCACGUCUCUUCCUCCGCUGAAUACUCUGUUUCAAGCUGGAGGAGACAGUGGCGAUGAUGAUGAUGACCGUGAGAUGUUGAUGCGGGCUCUCCAGAUUCGGAGGAAGGUUACUGAGGAGAUUUUCAAGGAAGCUAUGCGAAAGGGUAAGUUUGGAAUCACAUAUACAACCAAUUUGGUCGGCAGGUUGUCUGUUUUUAUCGACCAUGUGAUGGUUGAAGCUGCAUCCUUGAAGAGGGUACCUGAAUUUUCUAAUUCCAGUUUCAAUGUUCGUGCUAAGACUGUUAUUGAGGACUCCGGUGUUGUGCGCCUUAUUAGGUGGUUGAAGCACAAUUCAUUGUCAUAUCCCCAGAUUGGGAAGCUCGUUUGCAUGUCGAAAGGGAAUCUUGAAACCAUUAGACGUGUUACGGAGUGGUUGAAGUCCAUUCAUGUGAAGGGUAGGUUCAUAGGGGUUGUGCUGUUGAAAGCAGGGGAUAAUCUUUUGGAUCGAAGCAGUGAAGAAUUUGAUGAGAUUGUUGAGUAUCUGGAGAGAAAUGGAGUCAGGAGAGAUUGGAUGGGCUAUGUCAUGAGUCGAUGUCCUCAGUUAUUGACUUGCAGUAUGGAAGAUAUUAAAACUCGUGUUGGGUUUUACUUAAAUAUGGGCAUGAGUGAGAAUGAUUUUGGAACAAUGGUAUUCGAUUAUCCUAGAGUACUUGGCUUCUAUGCUCUAUCAGAGAUGAACGAAAAGGUUAGUUAUUUAAAGGAGUUUGGCCUUAGCAAUGAGGAUGUUGGGAAAUUGCUAGCAUUUAAGCCACAAUUGAUGGGUUGUAGCAUUGAGGAAAGAUGGAAGCCUCUUGUUAGGUAUUUGUACUACCAUGGGAUUUCACGAGAUGAUAUGAGGAGAAUGCUCACUAUUAAACCAAUGGUUUUCUGUGUCGAUUUGAAGACAACCAUUAUGCCAAAGGUACAAUUUUUUCGGGACAUAGGUGUUCGAGAUGAUGCGAUAGGCAACAUGCUUGUAAAAUUUCCUCCAUUGCUUACUUACAGCCUCCACAAGAAAAUCCGGCCAGUGGUAAUAUUUUUGAUAACGAGAGCAGGAGUCAAUGAGAAGGACAUUGGGAAGGUUGUAGCUUUGGGACCUGAGCUCUUGGGAUGCAGUAUUGUACAUAAGCUUGAGAUUAAUGUGAAAUAUUUUCUGUCACUUGGCAUACACGUUAAAAAGUUGGGUGAGAUGAUUGCUGAUUUCCCAAUGCUGCUCCGAUACAAUGUAGAUAUUCUUCGUCCAAAGUAUCGCUACUUGCGGAGGACUAUGGUCCGCCCUUUGCAAGAUCUUAUUGAGUUUCCAAGGUUUUUCAGCUAUUCUCUUGAGGGUCGAAUUAGUCCUAGGCACAAAAUUCUAGUAGAAAAUAGGAUCAACAUGAAGUUGCGCUACAUGCUGGCCAGCACUGAUGAAGAGUUUGAGAACAGGAUCAAGACUAUUAUAGAAAGGCGCCAAAGAUUUGAAUCUAAUUUUGUGAAUAAUGCUCUCCCUAAUCCCCAGACAAUCGAUGGCCAUGACCCUAUGGAGAAUGAAACAGUGAUUGAUAAUAUUGACAGUGAGUCUGAGUGAUGCAGAAUCAUAGUUUCUACCAUCCAAGCUCUUCUGACCAUGAAUCGAGCUUUCAAAAUUGCCAUUAACAGUAUUGACCAACUUUCUGCCUUGUCCUUUCAAAGCAUUCCUCUUGAAUUUACAAACCUUGCUUGUACUAGAGCUACCGCAAGAGGAAGAGUUCCUCAAAAAAUUGUGACUACCAAUUCAGAUCUGCUACACCAAAAAGGGCCAAUCCAGAAGUCUAACGAGGUAGUUGUUAGAUAGCUGGAAGAUUGGAUUUUAACCAAGAAGACUGCUUGUGAAAAGUGCUACUUUGAAGAGGAAGAAUUCAAUUAUUAUAUGAAGUGUAAAAGAACCAUGAUAAAUAAAUUUCUUGUUAG
Molecule: messenger RNA, 2435 nt
Organism: Ziziphus jujuba (common jujube)
Lineage: Eukaryota; Viridiplantae; Streptophyta; Magnoliopsida; Rosales; Rhamnaceae
Product: transcription termination factor MTERF2, chloroplastic
Exons: 7
Coding region: 16-2073 (685 amino acids)
Biological process (GO): regulation of DNA-templated transcription
Molecular function (GO): double-stranded DNA binding
Source: RefSeq, a predicted model, not a curated record